AGAAGUUGCAGAGGGUCAGUCUGCAUUGGAGCAAGCUCUGGGCUUAGGUAAACAAACAGAGACGGAAGAGGAAAAAAUGAUCAGAACAGGAGAAAUGACCCCAUUUGGAACUAUCAUGAAACUCAUUGACCAUGAGAAAUUGAAAGCAGAAACCAAAAAACAUGCAUCUUCUGAAACACCUAAAGAGGAACAAACCGCAACAGAGAAUGAUUUCCAUAGAGACCAUGUCAAGAAAAAACACUCCAAUUUCUUUGACGAGCACAGUAAAAGGGUCUAUCAUACAGAAUCAGACUUCAGCAAUGUGCCAUCUUCCAGAGCACGAUACCCAAAACUAGGCCACCAUUUUGAAGAGGACCCAGAACUUAGCGGGGAGGAAGAUUUCAUGGACCACGAUUCAUUCCAGUCAAGUGGGGAUGAAUAUGUUCCUGACAAAGAGGAGAUGAGAGAUAGCUACCAGGAUGAAGGAACAGAGGAGGAUGACCUAAUAGAGGAUUUAGAAGAAAAAGAAGGCAUUUCCAGAACACCUAGCGUCAGAAAACGAAAGACAAAGAAGAAAGCUGGGUUUAGAAAAGUGAAACGACCAAAAUAUAAAGAAACUUCUGAGGAAGAAAGUGAAGAUUCAGCACCUGAUGAGAGUAGUGUGUUUAAGGCUAAAAAGCAAAGGAAAACCAAAGAUGAUGGAGAUGAAAGUUAUUUUGCUAAAAGGCAAAAGGAAUGGAAAAAGAGUGAGCUCUUAAGGAAACAGCUCUUGCUUGAAGAUGGAGUUAGUGAGGAUGAAGAUGGAAUAGAGUUUGAUGGAGGAUUGAAAGUACCAGGGCAGAUAUGGAGCAAACUGUACAACUAUCAGCGGACUGGAGUGAGAUGGCUCUGGGAGCUGCACUGCCAAGAGGCUGGGGGGAUCAUAGGGGAUGAGAUGGGCCUUGGGAAAACCAUUCAAACUAUUGCCUUUCUGGCUGCAAUGAAGGAAAGUAAACUGAGGAGCAGAUCAUCCAGAUAUGUUGGUCUGGGUCCUCUGAUCAUUGUCUGCCCCACCACUGUGAUGCACCAAUGGCUGAAAGAGUUCCACAAAUGGUGGCCACCCUUCAGAGUGGCCAUUCUUCACUCUUCUGGCUCUUAUACAUCAUCAGAGGCAGAAUUGAUAAGAGAGACAGUAAGACAUAACGGUGUCCUGGUGACAUCAUACAACAGCAUGGUGAUCCAUCAGGAGAACAUCCUCAAACAUGACUGGCACUAUGCUAUACUGGAUGAGGGACACAAGAUCAGAAAUCCAGAUGCUCAGAUAACCCUGGCAUGCAAACAGAUCCGCACUCCUCACAGAAUCAUCCUAUCAGGCUCUCCAAUGCAGAACAAUCUCAAGGAACUGUGGUCUCUGUUUGACUUUGUGUUUCCAGGAAAGCUGGGUACUCUGCCUGAUUUCAUGGCACAUUUCUCUGUGCCUAUUGUACAGGGAGGAUACUCCAAUGCCUCCCAAAUACAGGUCCAGACUGCUUUCAAGUGUGCCUGUGCCCUGAGGGACACCAUCAACCCAUAUCUGCUGAGAAGGAUGAAGGCAGAUGUCAAGAUAAACUUACCCAACAAGAGUGAACAGGUUUUAUUCUGUAGACUUACCAGGGAACAAACUGAGGUGUAUAAAGAGUAUCUGGACUCCAAGGAAUGCCAGAUGAUCUUGUCUGGAAGGUUCAUGGUAUUUCCAGGUCUGAUUACACUCAGGAAAAUCUGCAACCACCCAGAUUUGUCCACAGGUGGACCUAAGAUAUUCAGACAUGACAUGGUGGAUGACUCUGACGAGUCCUUGGAGUAUGGUUACUGGAAAAGAUCUGGAAAGAUGAUUGUUGUCCAAUCGUUGUUGAAGAUUUGGAAGAAACAGGGACAAAGAGUGUUAUUAUUUACACAGAGUAGACAGAUGUUAGAUGUUCUUGAAACAUUUGUCCAAAACCAAGGCUAUAACUACUUAAGGAUGGAUGGAGGAACAGCUAUAGGAUCAAGGCAGCCACUAGUGGACUAUUUCAACAAGGAUAUGUCCAAAUUCCUGUUCCUGCUCACAACAAGGGUAGGUGGCCUUGGCAUCAACCUGGUUGGGGCCAACAGGGUCCUGAUAUUUGACCCAGACUGGAACCCCAGCACAGAUAUACAGGCUCGGGAGAGAGCCUGGAGGAUAGGACAGCAGAGGCAGGUCACAGUAUACAGGUUGCUCACCUCAGGGACUAUAGAGGAGAAGAUAUAUCACAGGCAAAUCUUUAAGCAAUUCCUGGCCAAUAGGGUCCUGAAGGAUCCAAAGCAAAGACGAUUCUUCAAAAGCAAUGAUCUCUAUGAACUUUUCACUCUUGGUAACGAGGACCACCAAGAGGGAACAGAAACUAGUGCCAUCUUUGCUGGCACAGGGUCGGAUGUCAAGGUUGUGGCCAAGAAGAAAGAAGAUAAAGAAAAGAAAAAUCACUUUGAUGAAAUGAAAAUUAAGGAAGAAAAGAAAAAGCAAAAUAAUGAAGAAAUUAAGCUGAAUGAGAAAAAGCUGGCUAAGAUGAGAGAAUUGGCCAGAAAAUUGAGUAGGCAGAUAGUGAGCAAAAGGGUAAACAAUAUGACAAGCCCUGAGACUUCUAUAAAUGUAAACAAAGGUACUGAAAUUAUUGAUGAUGAAAAGGAUGAUUUAUAUGGCAAAGGACAGGAUGAGGCCAUGACCAGUGCAAUAAGAGAAUCUAUGAAAUCUGAUAAGAAUAAAGGAGUGACUGUAUCAAAGGGGCUUGAGGAAGGUGAAGUGAAUGGAAAAAAAGACAGAUUAACAGACUAUUGCAAAACCAAGGGAAAAUCUGAGUAUUCCAAAGAAGAACAGAAACAUAAUCAAAAGCAAAAACGCAAAAAGAAGCAUAAAAAGAAGGAUGCAGUGUUUGAAGGUAAAAGGGUAGCACACCUGGUUGGUAUGGACACUUAUCAGCAUGGAGGAGAUAAGGCAACAGACACCGACCAUAGACAGAAAGAUGAUUACGUACUGCAGAGGCUCUUCAAAAAAUCAGGAGUUCACAGCGUAGUCCAACAUGAUACUAUCAUGAUGUCUUCCAACCCAGACUAUGCACUGGUGGAAGGGGAGGCGGAGAGAGUGGCACGUGAAGCUGUGCGAGCAUUGAAGCAGUCCCGUACGCGAUGUCUGCCUGCCGUGGCUGGUGUCCCUACAUGGACUGGUCAACACGGGGGUGCAGCAGGACCUAGUAGACCAAGAUUUGGCCAAAAGAAAAAGGGUGGACUGCUUCCCAACCUUGCUAAUGGAAAAGAUGCUUCUGUAAUGAAAAAGACAACAGACAAGGAAGAUUCAUCGCUUGAAGCAAAGCAUUUUGAUGGCAAGAGCAGCGAGGCUGAUGGCUCAGCGGGAGUUUUGUCAUCUGUGCAGUUAUUAGCGAAAAUAAAAGCAAGAAAUCCUGUGACGUCGGCGUCACUGACUAAUGACAGCAAUUUAGUUAAUUCCCAGGAAGUACAUGAUGAUGACCUAGCAUUGUUAGAAGAUGUCAGAACAUUUAUUGCCUUUCAAUGUGCUGUUGAUGGACAAGGAACUACAGAAGAAAUAUUACAAAGGUUCAAGAAUAGACUUCCUCCUGAGAAUUCUGCCAAAUUCAAAGCCAUGCUGAGACAAAUUUGUGACUUUACCAGAUCAAAUGGCAUUGGGGUUUGGUCACUAAAGCCUGAAAUGCGAUAGAAGAUGAGCUCUUUUUCUGAAUUCUGACUUCUAUGGCUAGUUUAAGUUGACAAAUUAAAGUUCCUUAGAUUCAGUUUAGAUAUUGUCUGGUCAAAGGUUUUGGCCCUGCAGCUGAAGAGAAAUGAAAGUUUUUUAGACUGAUGUACGCAAGAAUAAAAUGUGAAUUAACAACUCUGACACUCAGGGUAUUUAUUUAUAUAUAUUUUUUGUACAUUAGCAUGGUUUGUUCUUUUUUCUUUUUUUUUACCUGAAAAUUCUGAUUUUUGUAUAAUAGAUGGGAUGUAGUUAGUAAGUGAUGGGAUGUAGUUCAUAAGGUUUGUUCUCGAUGUUUGAUAAGGUUUUACAGUUAUUGGCUUUUCUUUGGGUAAGAUGUGGUACGUCCAGAAAAUGGAAAGAAUUGAAUUAGCCCAUA
Molecule: messenger RNA, 4094 nt
Organism: Lingula anatina
Lineage: Eukaryota; Metazoa; Brachiopoda; Lingulata; Lingulida; Lingulidae
Product: DNA excision repair protein ERCC-6
Biological process (GO): transcription-coupled nucleotide-excision repair
Cellular component (GO): nucleus
Molecular function (GO): ATP binding; ATP-dependent activity, acting on DNA
Source: RefSeq, a predicted model, not a curated record